UUGUGAACAACCGACCGUUGAAGAUGUACUCCGUGGUGUUGACUUUGGCAAUCACCAUGAUGAGCUGUGGUGUCGAUGUUCGUGGUGAGACAUCAGAGGCUCCCCGCUGCGACCCUAAUAUUGUCGGCGACUUGGACAAGUACUACCCCAACGGCAUCCCCAAGAACAUGCUAGGCUCGAUAUUGAAAAAUGGACCGUACUCCUAUAUAACCUUGUCUUCUCCUAACGCUUUGGUCAUCAACUACGAGACAGCCACUUGUGUCGGAUUCCGCCUCGCGAAUGACAAGAAGAAUGUUGUCCUCACCAAGAAAAUGAAGACGGGAGAGCUGCAAAUCACGUAUGGAGUUCAGGAGAGCGAGGGUGUUAUCAGCUAUGAGUCACCAACCGAUAUCGAGCCCAAACACAAGGUGUACUUCUUGGCCUUUGGGGACGGAGUUGCGCUCACUUAUCGAUGCUGCGACUCUUGCAGUGGCUCAGCUCUGAAUGUGGGAAUCGCUGUGGCUGAUAGGCUCAUGGGUACCGCUGAAACUCGAGCUGCUAUUAAACAAGCAGAGAAGUUGAUGGCUGAUCUCAAUUUGAAUGGCAACACUGUAGAUCUCCGGUACUGCUCCACUGUCCCCUAGACAUCUUCAGUCAGUCCACUGAUACUACAAUAAAUUAUGUACCAAAGAUUUUCUUCAAUAAAGCAUGUUAACACACUA
Messenger RNA from Homalodisca vitripennis (glassy-winged sharpshooter), 701 nucleotides. RefSeq lists its product as uncharacterized. Bases 24 to 623 code for a protein of 199 amino acids. The transcript has 5 exons. The record is from RefSeq and is a predicted model, not a curated record. Lineage: Eukaryota; Metazoa; Arthropoda; Insecta; Hemiptera; Cicadellidae.